ACCUCCAGGCAUCCGUUUGGUGGAAUUGGGCUGGAUCCAUUUCCUUCGGUUCCUUCCAUUGCAGAUUUUAGAGCCUGGUUUUCUUGCUGCUGCUGGUCAAUUACGGGAUUUCACCAAGGCCAUCAAGGGGUGACUCUCAUCCUCUUGUCGCUUCGGCUCUCGCGAAGACUGGUGGACCCGCAGUCCUGGAAACAUUGUCUUGUCGUGUUUCCCUUGUGCGGGCUCGUGAUCUUCAGUUCCGCGCUUAGAUAUCGCGAGACGAAGGCGCCAUGGCGGACAAGACAAUUGCCGUCAUUCUUGUUGGCGGUCCCACAACUGGAACCCGCUUCCGGCCGCUCACUCUGAACGUGCCUAAGCCGCUCUUCCCGCUGGCCGGCAAGCCCAUGGUCCACCACCCCAUCCACGCCUGCCAACAGAUUCCGAACCUGGUGAACGUGUUCGUGAUCGGGUUCUUCGAGGAGAAGGAGUUCACGCCCUUCAUCUCCUCGCUCUCCGCCGAGCUGCGCGUCCCCAUCAGGUACCUGCGCGAGGACAAGUCGCACGGGUCAGCGGGAGGGCUGUACCACUUCCGCAACACCAUCCUGCAGGACGACCCGGACCACAUCUUUGUGAUCAACUGCGAUGUCUGCUCCACCUUUCCCCUGGCUCCCAUGCUCGACUCGCACAAGAAGCACGGUGGUGUGGGCACUCUGCUCUGCCGCAAGGUGGCGCCAGACACUGCGAGUGACUUUGGCGAGCUGGUGGCUGAUUCAGAGACCAAGGAGAUUCUGCAUUAUGCUGAGAAGCCCGAGACGUUUGUGAGUGACCGCAUCAACUGUGGCGUGUAUGUGUUCCGCCCUGCCAUCAUGGACAUGAUCAAAGCAGCCAUCGCCGAGGGAGACGGGGAGAACUAUGUGCGGCUGGACCAGCACGUGUUUUCAAAGCAGGCAGGGAAGAAGCAGCUGUAUGCAUUCGAGACAGAUGACUUCUGGGAGCAGAUCAAGACGCCCGGGCUUGCCCUGCGCUGCUCGCAGCUGUACCUGACGUACUACCGGCAGACCAGCCCGCAGCUGCUGGCUCCCUCCACGCCUGGCGGCCCCGCCAUCAUCGGCGACUGCUUCAUCCACCCCUCCGCUAAAGUGCACCCCACCGCCAAGGUGGGUCCGAACGUGUCGAUCGCAGCGAACGUGCGCAUUGGAGCGGGCGUGCGCUUGAAGGACUGCAUCAUCCUGGACGAGGUCGAGGUCAAGGAGAACGCCAUAGUGGUGUCGUCAGUUGUGGGCUGGAAGUCGGUGGUGGGGCCGUGGGGGCGUGUGCAGGGAAGCGGCGACCUCAAGUCCCGUCUGGGCGUCACCAUUCUUGGCGAGGAUGUAGCCGUGGGGAAGGAAGCGGUGGUGGUGAACUGCAUUGUGCUGCCGCACAAGUCCCUCAACACAAGCGUGCAGGAGGAAAUCAUUCUGUAGCCGAGCCAAUCCGAGCCGAGCCACCCAUGUGCACUGUACUGUGUGCUGCUUGCCUACCCUCUCCCAUCCCAACACACCUCCUCUCAUGGGCUAUAGCUGCGCCAUAUGCACCUCACGAGUCACGGCGCUUGUCUCGCAUAGCUGCCUGCUGUUGACUGUCUGAAAGCCGUGCUCAAGUCUCUCUGCAAUUGUCCUCUGGAGUUCUACAUGUCUUUCUUAACUGUACCAAUAACUAUCGCGAGACCUGCAUUCCGAUUUAGUUAAUAGUUUAUUGAGUCUCCAACUUGUUGCAAUUUCGCUAGAUGACUCAGCGGGGACGCGAGUCCAGCUAGCACUUACGCGCUGCGCCAUUAGAACCGCGAUAACUUGCGCACGUUCAGACACGCGCACGCUGCUCCCAAGAGACAUGGAUUCGUGCCAUGGUGUCCCUGUGUAGCGCGCUCGUGCACACCACUGUUGAGGCGCCUCAAACAUAGUCCCUGUGUAGCGCCCUCGUGCACGCCCUUGCAUACCCCCUUUCCUCCACACCGUCACUUCUGCCAGUCUCCCUUCAACCAAGUUGGUCUUGGCUGGACGUCGCUCCCUUAAAGCCAGAGACCCAAGUUGCAGAAACCCCACGGAGCACGCAGUCCACCCUUCCAUCAUGCAUUCAGAAGUACGAUAGCGAGUUGCUAGAAUCGAACACAAGUACGGCAUUUCUCGGCGCCUCGACACGGGUUAACCGUUGGAAAGUAGGGCGGAAAUGGUCUCCCCCAGACCGCAGAGGGGGCUCGGCGCGC
Molecule: messenger RNA, 2221 nt
Organism: Closterium sp. NIES-67
Lineage: Eukaryota; Viridiplantae; Streptophyta; Zygnematophyceae; Desmidiales; Closteriaceae
Source: the annotation of a GenBank genome assembly